AUGUAUGAAAUGCUCAUGAUUGUUCCUAAGGCUUCCUCCUCUCCAGUCAGCUGCCAUGUUACAGGUUUCUAUCCUAACAGGGGUUUGAUGUUCUGGAGGAAAGAUGGAGAGGACAUCCAUGAAGGUGCAGAUCCUGGAGAGAUCCUCCCCAACAUUGAUGGGACUUUCCUGAUAAGUGUUGAUCUAAAGGUUUCAUCAGUCAAAUCUGAAGACUGGAGAAGAUACGAGUGUGUGUUUCAGUUCUCUGAUGGUGAGGACAGCAUAGUCACCAAACUGGACAAACCUGUGAUUAGAACCAACAGGGGCAAAAAUAGAACAAUAGAGACGCUCCCUGACAUGAUGAUCCCCGUCAUUGCCAUAGUGGUUGCUGCAGUGGUUGUUCUCAUCCUCGUGGCUGCUGUUGGAUUUGCUGUUUACAAAAAGAAGAAAGGGGGACAGGACGCUGGAGCCUAUUCCAUGAGUCAUAAUGCUACAAGAGGAAGUACUGAACAGACCAGUCUGUCACAGAGCUAA
This is a messenger RNA of Pelmatolapia mariae (spotted tilapia), 513 nucleotides long. RefSeq names its product class I histocompatibility antigen, Gogo-OKO alpha chain-like. The transcript is spliced from 4 exons. Lineage: Eukaryota; Metazoa; Chordata; Actinopteri; Cichliformes; Cichlidae. The coding region runs from base 1 to 513 and encodes 170 amino acids. The record is from RefSeq and is a predicted model, not a curated record. Gene Ontology annotation, biological process: immune response. Gene Ontology annotation, cellular component: external side of plasma membrane.